CGCGCCAACGCGACUAAGCGGCAACGAUGUGAACAACGAAGGACACAGACCCAGAGCCGACAUCGCUUGAUUACUGAACAUCUCAUCAACGAAACCAGCGUCGCAUUUCCGUCUAAACUUUGUGUGAAUCACAGCAAGGAUAUACGAUUCGACAGACCAGGCCAAGAUCGAUAUUCGAAUUACUCAACAUGUCUCAUGGUUCGAUGGCCAGCUCGUUGCAGGAGCAAGUUGCGGUAGACGAAUUGGGAUCAGACCACUUCAUCAGUCGCGUCGAUCCCGCCCGCAUGGGAAAUAAGGCAAAUAUUGCAUACGGAGGAUGUACCAUCAGCAUCGGCGUUCAAGCGGCAUGCAGCACUGUAUCACCCAAGUACCUGCUCUAUUCGGCGACGGGCAACUACCUAGGCCCAGCAUUGACGGACCGCAAGCUCAAAUGUGCUGUCCGAAGAGUCCGCGAUACGAAAACCUUCGCCACCAGAUUGGUUGAGAUCAGCCAAGAUCAGGACGAUGGCAAAUCCAGACUAUGCAUGAUCAUGCUGGCCGACUUCCAAGUGAAAGAAGAGGCUUCUCUUCUCGUAUACUCUGCGCCGCCAUCAAUGAGCUACUCACCACCUGAGAAAUGUCUCACAACACAAGAGGCAACCGAAGACAAGGUGCGGAGGGGCGUUGUGACAAAAAAGCUGGGGGAUCUGUACCUGGCCACGUUUGGCUUUAACAGCCGCUUCUUCGAGACCCGCGGCUGCCCGGAGACAGUUGCACCGAACAACCUCUACGGCAUGGCCAAGACUGUCAAGACGCCCCAAGAGAGUCUUGGCUUGACAUCAAAGACAUCUGCCGAUUGGUUCCGCUGCCGCCAUCCCCUGGAACGACUCCAAGAUCGAUUCUCUGGACUGGGGUUCACCCUGGACGCAGCACUGUCCUUCAUCCCCCUGACCCACAGCAGCAAGUUCCUUGACGACGCUGGUCCUUGCUCCUCGCUUGAUUUUGCGUUGAGGUUCUUCACCGGAGACAUCAACCUGGGGGACUGGCACCUUAGAGAGAUGAAGACUAUCGCCGGUAACGACGGCCGAACCUACACCGAAGCCCGACUUUGGGAUCAACAAGGGAAUAUGGUUGCUAUUAUGAACCAACAAUCGAUCAUGCGGCCUUUGAAAAAAGAUAUUCAAGCCGCUCUCUAGAGACUUCAAAGGUUCGAGCACAUUAUGUUAGAAUAGCAGGGGUGUGGACGUGGCGACUUUUUGUGGCGAAGCUUACUAUCAAUUGGGAUUAGAGUUAGAAGACUCAGAGAAGAAAGACUUAUGUGGUGAGAGCAUUGUGAUUAGAAGAGAACGCGUCGAUUCAAUAUUAUACAACAAUUUAGAUCAA
Messenger RNA from Colletotrichum phormii, 1362 nucleotides. RefSeq names its product acyl-CoA thioesterase II. The transcript has a single exon. The coding region runs from base 189 to 1175 and encodes 328 amino acids. The record is from RefSeq and is a predicted model, not a curated record. Gene Ontology annotation, molecular function: fatty acyl-CoA hydrolase activity. Gene Ontology annotation, biological process: fatty acid catabolic process; acyl-CoA metabolic process. Lineage: Eukaryota; Fungi; Ascomycota; Sordariomycetes; Glomerellales; Glomerellaceae. Gene Ontology annotation, cellular component: peroxisomal matrix.